AUGGCAGAUCUUCCCUUUGUUGCUUCCUCUUCACCAGCAGAGGAGGAAGCUGAGUUUUCCGCAUUGGAUACUACCUCUUCAGCAAUUGAAGAACAACCCGGAGGUGGGAGCUUCGUGCAUACGACAUCAACAGCAAGAAUUGAAGAACAUCAAUCCGGUAAGAGCUUUAGUACGCAUCGUGAUCAUAGUUUUUGUGGAGAAAUAGGUAGGGCUAGUACAGCAACUACAACAAGUGGUGGUGGUGUUGGAACGAUAGCAAUAGAGAGUAUUUCUCGUGGUACUAGAGGUGCAGGUGGACAUCAAGAUGAAGUACAAGGACUAGAUGAGGUUCCGCGACGACCAGAUGACGACGAGCAGAAUCAAGAGCGGCUUGAUAGUAGUGCUUUCUACAGUUGUGAAGUUGCACAUCCUGCCCCCACACCUACUAGUAGACCGCAACAUCAGAAUAAAGGCACUGGUCGCGCUGUUCCUACUUCUAGCGAGCUAGUCAAACGCGUAGCAGCGAGAUCAAGGAAAGCAGGAGAGCACACAGAAGACUCAGCUGUACAAAAAAGUACACAAGAGCAAAGCCGUAUACAAGUAGAGCAUCAACAUCCUCGAGAACACCCUAAAGAACAUGAACUACAAACAAGUGGCGUAGCACCAAAGACACCUAAGUCUUCUAGUACCUUUUGCUCGUCUCCUGCCAAGAAAUUUGACAAUGUGGUAGCAGAGUUGGCAUCUUCUACGACCACUAGUGGAGGUCGUUAUAAAGUUCCAAACGGUCCUAUUAAUCAGACUGGCGCUAUUAAUCAGACUGGAGCUGGAGGAGGAAAAGCAGCAGGAGGUGCGACAUCAAGUAGAAGGGGCCCGGAGUGGGCCCCUCCUGAAGUCAUCAAUCCGCAGCACUUGCAGGAGACGGAGAGUUCCGCUGGGUCUAUCGCACACAAGACGUCUAAAGAAAAGAGAAAAAAAUCCUCUAAGUCAUCUUCUUCAUCCUCACCUGCUAGUUCGUGCACACAUGGAGGCUCUAGAAGUUUUCAAAAAGAUCAACAAUAUAAUCAGCAGGGUGGACCAGUCCCAGUCGUUGUUCAACAUCCCUCCGAUGAAAGUAGGGACAUCAGUAAAAACUCGUCUGCGUCGACAGCAGAUCCAGGACGCCUUUCAUUACCGACUACCGAUGAUGAUUGUGAUGAACUACAGUUAAGGCUUGAGGAAAUUCAUCUUCGUCCCGUCAGCCCAGGAAGCUGACCAAGAUGGAUUUUUGCAAGGUCUAAUGCACUACAGCCAGGCCUCUACUGGCACCACUGGCAGUCCAACUCGUCCCAGAAUAUUAGGCUGCGCCUCUCCUUCUCCCCACUGUUCAAGAGAGAGGCUGCGACGGCCGUCACCGUGCUCCACGACUCAUGCACCAUCUUCCUUCGACCGUGCAAUGGCUGAAGGAGAGUCCGCCUCGACCCAGUUCUUUGACGCGUCUUUUAUGUUGGCUUGGCCGAAUUUAUCUUGAAAGGCAUCUUGGAGGAGGGCUUGUUUCUCAAAGAGAUGUGAAACACUGUAUCUAUAAGUACAAAGAUUUGAACUUUCAAGGUCAUGAAAUUUGGGCAAUAAACUACUCUAAGCCUAGCAGCAUGACACCUGGUCGACGAGUGGUUGGGGAUCUUUCUGUUGAAAGCGUGUGUGGCUCUAGUAUCCUCGCAUGUUGUGGAGAUCCUCCAUGUCGUGGAGAUCCUCCUGGUGCAACUACUGCGACUCCUGGUGGAUUACAACUGACUAGUUGUAUCACCGAAAAAGAUAUUAGACGCGACGAAACUACCCAAGCCCAACAAACUACUACCCGCAAGAGGAAUAAACUUCUACAACGAGGAGCACGACAUUGUAAAGCUGCCAGUUGGAGCUCAACCCUGCAGCUUGAGUGCGGAAGCAAUACACUUCUCCUGUCACCAGCUGCAAGUGGACCAGGAGGAGCGCAGCAGGUGGACUUAUCUCCUCUCAAGCACACAAGAAAUACCACCACGGUUUUGUUUCAGAAAGCGCCGUUUUUGUUGCCGAAAAGCGUGAAUUUCGGCGACGAUUUGCACCCAAAGGCUAUGCCGUUCCGGGGAACCACCGGCGUACACUCGCGUGCUCGGAGUUGGUCCCAUGCGUCGAAGCCGGUGUCAAUUUUUAUGGUCUUAGGCCCUCUUAGGUAUUGUUCGUGCGGGUGGUGGAAGAGAGAGGAUAAUGAUGAAGAUCGCCCGGAACACCUUACCUCAUGCGUAGAAAAGGAGCAUAAGCUCAAAAAAUAUAUGCGCGAAUUUAAAAGUUCUAUCGGCCUUGAGCGCUAGCCUAAACCUGCAGGAGAGUAGUCUUCAAUAUCACGAGUCCUCUCGAUCAAGUUCAGCGUUGAUGCCGUCCGUUUUCCCUUUCUUCAGGGGAAAGACUAAGGCAUAUUAACGAACGAGGUAUAGGUAAGCUACCAUCGAAUGGGGUAAGCUAACAUCGGGUGGGGUAAGCUAACACCGAAUGGGGUACAUUUUACUCUUAUUCGCAUCCUACCUCUAAAAUUUCGAACAUUAUAACGAUUCCUGAGGAUGACUUGUGUGCUCCGGAUCCUACAACUGACAACCAGCUUCACCCCUUUGGCUGCGUAUCCUGCGAAGACGAGAGUGAGGAUGAGCGUGACGUCGAGGUAUUCAAACACAAAAACCAAGUACCUUAGAGAAUUAUUCCGUAGUAUACAACUCGGCUAUCUUUCAGUUGCUAUGUCGCUUCUUGUGUUGAUAUUCUUUCAGCGAAGGUUCCCUGUGUUCCCUGUGCUCCUCCACGUGACGCUGCUCAACCUGUACAUCCACUUCAAGAAUAGGGUCAGUAAUGAAGCACGUAAUUAUUAUAUUUUGUCUUUUUUCUCAUUCUCUUUUGAUGCAUGCCUUUUUCUCCUUCAGGUGGCUGGCCGAAGCAUUUCACUAAAAGAAGCUCACUGUGAUGGAGUCGAUGCAGCAGACCUCGAGGUGGUCCCAAGUUCUUCUACAAUUAAGUCUUCCACUCCGGAUGAAUUUUUUUACCAGACUGACGGCGAUCGCGCCUUCGAUAUUGAUGCCUUACUCCCGGUGCGGGCAGGUGCUGGUAGACCCGUCUUAUCUCCAAGUCACCGUUUUAGUUCGGUCAUGAGUUCCAACCCACCUUCUAGAAAAAUGACCGCUGACGCACCAACAUCAGCAGGCCACCAAACCGAUGGUGAAAGGCCGCAGCCGGCCAGUAGUAGGACCAAGCAAGUUAAGGUGGUCGUUGAGGAAAGUAUAAGGGAUAGAAGUACAGAAUCGACUAGCUGCCCCUGCCGAAUAGAUUGGAAUCAUCAGAAUCAACUAGAUGUUGACGUAGACGGAUUCUACAACAAAUUACCUCUAGAGGGACGAGCAUCAUCCACUUAUACAUAGAGUAAGUGCAAUCAGGAUAACAAUAGUCAAAAGGCUCCUGUAGUAACUACUGUAGUAACUGCAAGCAUGAGAAGUCUAGAUGGUGGUGGAAUAAAACAUCAAUUACAAGAAUUUAAUUUGAGUCACAACUUUCUGUGCUGGAGUUGCAGUUGCCUACGAAAACCCUGUACUAUGGUUCCUCUUCUAAACGUAACGACGACGCGGGGGCGCUAGCGGAUGUGGUCGAAGGUGUUUAUGGUGAUUGUUCCGACGCGAUGUUACUUUAUUCCGGGACGCCAAAAACUACACGACCUACAGGCAUCGCUAGUGCAGUGGAUAAUCUUUCGAGGUCCAGACCAGCUACAGCUAGUUCAACACUACCAGACUUAGGUCCAACUCGAUUUCCGGCAUGGUCUUCGACAUCAAGACCAGGCUCGUCUGCUCAAGGCACCAGCUGUGUAUCGGGGCCACCACGACCGCCAUCCCGGAGUAGUGCUCAGGGCAGCUCUGCGUCAGGACAAGGAUCAACUAUGAUUUGAAGGUUCCUCCUUCUAGAAAUCCAUGGGGAAAUAGGAAAAUUUCCUACACGACCAUGUGAGGAAAAUAGUAAUAGAUCUGAGAUGGAUCUCAGGAUGAAUUUUUAGGAUGAGCUCUUCUAAAUCAGGGGGCUUUCUAUACGACCAUGGUGUUGUGGUAGAAGAUGACCACUUGUACUUGAGACCUAUGAAGAUGACGUCGUAGUACUUCAUCCCGGUGAGUGACUUUUGUUACUAGAACCCUGAAAACCAAAUUGUGUCCCGUGACCUUCAUCUUAAUCCUUACAAACAACUUCAUUUAUAGAAGUACCUUCUAGCGAGUAAGGGUUGGAAAAAAUAUGAAAGUUGUAACGCGUAGCUUUUCUCGAGGAUGUUGGGUUCUCCACUGUAAGCCGUUGUCACCAUACACAUCAUUUAUUCUUAUCGAAACACUUUUUAUGCAAAUAUACACGAGCAAUUUGGGGUGGAAGCGAAUAUACUAGGCAGUAACUCUACCUCAUAUUAUUUGAUACUGUCCCUCCGUCGAAGGCGUUGCGACCCAGCGAACGCCACUCGCUGCAAUUCGUGGGCCCUUGGCUGUAGUGGCUGGCCUUCGCGAAACUUGCUCCGUUGUCGCGCCUCCGAUGCCAUUAUCGUGGGCACAUGAGCAGCUGGCGCCUCGUCCUAGCCGAGUCGCACCCUGGCGUGGCCGUAGCCGCGUGUGUACAGGCUGCCUCGGAGAUCGUUCACGCAUCGAGAUCGAGGAGGUUAAACAGUAACACCUGAGGAGGGACCGGCUCGACGCCGAGGGUGGCCGACGCGUACCGUUUGAAUGUCCUGAGGAACCCCAGGAAGGUCAUGGAAGGCGCUGGUCGCCUGACUGUCUGGCGAGCCCCUAACCCCCAAUAAAAGCCGCAAUAUUUGAUAUUAUCACAUAGUCUACUAUUUCUCCAAUAUAACUAGUAGUUGUAUUUGUUGAUGAAUAAAGUGAUAGAUAGUUAGGUUCCCAGGUGAGUCACAGGUGAGGAGUGCUCGAAAGAGGUUUUGGAGUGCAUAUUCAUGCGAAUGAUGUUGCUAGUGCUAGUACUACCCCCAUCCUGAGGACGAGGAUAAUGCUACGUAUUACCUGACUAUUGCUAUGAUAUUUCUCUCGUCGUACUAUUUCUAUGAUAUUAUGUAUAAUGUCGUUCUUAUAAGAGGAAAAACUUUCACUAGUUUUUCUUCCGGUCAUGAUCUAUCUACUUACUUCCUUCGUGCAUAAUCUUGAUCUACGAUUCUUCAGCGAGCUAAUUUUCGACCAACAUGUUGAUAGUACUUUUCGUUUCAUCUACGUAGGUACUGUCAUAAUUAUCGGCUUUUCUUUUCAACUCACAGUUUUGCUUUAUUCACCUCCUUUAAAAUCAUAAUCUCUUGUUUACUACUUGUUAACCUUCUACUAGAUGGAGGUUGAUAGAAAUUUUGGUCAAUUAUUGCGUCUCCUAGUUCAACAUUGAGCAAUAAUGAAGUACUGAUAUGGGAGUAAUAUUAUCAAUUUAUUUGCUUUUUCGAACCAUCUGGAAGUCGACCCAACUACAACUUGGAUGAAGUCUUCCAAAACGAACCAGGUGAAGCCUCCGUUUGCCUAUAAUGAACGUGCGAGGCCGCUUGAAUUGGGCGUUCUCCUUCAUUAUAGUAUGACCAAGGACUGACUUGCUAGUCACAUCAAUAUCACAAAAAUGUAAUUUUUAGCAAGUCACACUCAACCCUCCAUGAUUGAUUGAAGUCACACACAAUCUGCCAUCAGGUAGUACAACCCUACUGAUGUACUCGGCAGCCAAGGUCAAGAACGGAAAAUUACUCAAACAAUCCCUUUACUACUAAGACUCAAAAAUCAAUGUCUUAUUUUUCCAAAGAUGCUCCUUAUCGAGUUUCUUGAGAAGUGGUCGUAGCUUCCAUCAGGAAUCUCAGUCUCUCUACCUCAGGAUAAUGCGUUAAUUUCCCCCUUCCCAUGCAACUGGUUGUAGCUCCUACACCUCAUGAAUUCAGGCACCUCUUCAAUCAACCAAUCAAUCCAGGACAAAUAUAAUUAAAGAUGCACUCCCGUCAAACUAAAUGACUGGGUAUAUCAUCAUCAUCCUAUCAGAUGCACACCUCCUUCAUUCAAGAAGGCCAAAAAUCGAUGCGCAUGGUUUUGCUACACCUGUCUACUUCACGUAACUUACCCACCACGUUGUCACGUUGUAAGUGACCUUCCACGUUGAUCUAGCAUAACAAUUCAUACGGAAGACGUCAUGUUGAGUGGCUGAUCUAGAGGACAAUGAAAAUGCUUUAAUAAGCUCAACAUAUUGAGAAUUGCCAACCAUGUUGAUGUCCAUGAUCAAUCUACAUGAGAACCAUCCCAUGACAUGUGAAAACUACAAAGCGAAAGCGGGAAAAGAAUGCCAC
Amoebophrya sp. A25 is the source of this 6310-nucleotide messenger RNA. Lineage: Eukaryota; Dinophyceae; Syndiniales; Amoebophryaceae. The record is from the annotation of a GenBank genome assembly.